Peronospora belbahrii is the source of this 624-nucleotide messenger RNA. NCBI's taxonomy places the organism in Eukaryota, Oomycota, Peronosporomycetes, Peronosporales, Peronosporaceae. The record is from the annotation of a GenBank genome assembly.
AUGCGCUUCAUUUAUUUUUCACUCUAUGUGCUACUGUUUUUUUUUCACGAGAAAAACAGCGCAGCCCUAGCAGCUUCAGGCCAAACAAAGGUAUUGGACAAGACGCUGCUACGUAUCCAGCCGUCUGAUUCCAUCCGCGAGAACGUUCAUGAAGUUCGAUUCCUGAAAGGCAACGAGCCCGAAGAUGAGGAAAGGAUAGUGCAGGCUGAUGGAAUUAUAAAAAAACUUUUCAAUGGCUUUGCACGAAGUUUACCCAGUGCUGAAAGCGGAGAAAGCAGCGGAGUCAGAGAAGCUGAAAGCGGAGAAAGCGGAGAAAGCAGCGGAGUUAGAGAAGUGAAAGCGGAGAAAGCAGCGGAGUUAGAGAAGCUGAAAGCGGAGAAAGCAGCGGAGUUAAAGAACCUGCGAAUUGCAGAAGUGAAACACUUGGCCGAGCGGAACGAUUUUGGGCUUUUAAAAAAAGAGGGCGUGAGCUAUAAAGAAUUAAUGGAGGUGUUAGGUGUUUCCUCUGAUAAGGUGAAUACCAUGAAGGAGAAAGUGGGUUAUCUAAAACUUCUUAAGACGGACAAAGAAUUUGCCAGCAAUUAUGUCAAGGCCCACAUAUACAAGGAAUAUCUCGAGGUCUGA